AUGGCUCCGAUAAACUCUAUUAGGUCAGGAGUUACUAGCUUGAAAUACUCGAAAGUGGAGCCAAUGAAACUUGAAGCGCGAUGCAAUGAUUCACGCCGCUUUUCGCUUUCGUGGGGUUCGUUUAAAGCAAGGAAAAGCAUCGGUGGGAAUAACUUGGCAUUAUUUGAAGAGCCAAGUGUGCCUUUUGUUAGCUCCUACCUCAAAGGCUAUACGACACCUGGGCCUCUUGAGCGGGAGGAAAGUAAACACGCAAAGGCUGAACUGGGUGUUAUGUUGGGCGUCUAUUUGCCAACAAUUCAACACAUCCUUGGCGUAACAAUGUUCAUUCGCCUCUUUUGGCUAGUGGGAAUUGCUGGAAUUGCGCAGACCUUCUUCUUACUUCUCAUCUGUUGCUUAUGUGUAAGCUAUGUUUAA
Messenger RNA from Gongylonema pulchrum, 414 nucleotides. The record is from the annotation of a GenBank genome assembly. NCBI's taxonomy places the organism in Eukaryota, Metazoa, Nematoda, Chromadorea, Rhabditida, Gongylonematidae.